AUGGUAGUGGAUAAUACCGCAAAAGAAUGCAAAGAGAAGAUUAAGAGUCUUGAAAAAAUAAUUGCAGACUUGAAGUCUGAGCUCCAUUCCAAAGAAAUCAUCAUUAAUGCACUGGUGUCAAAACUUAAAGAGCAGAAAUCCGGUGUUGGUUGUGAGAAUUGCGAACAUGCGAAGAAGAUAAAAACUAAAAUGACAGUGUCGUUGCCAGGAAUUGAAGCAUGCUCUUCAGAAGAUAUUAAUACUGAAGCAAAAACACCCAUAUCGCCUCGCAAGCCUGCUGAUGGAAGCUUUCACAAGAGUGUCUGUACACCCUGCGAUUCAGCAGAGAUAAUCUCGCAAAUUAAAGAUAUCUUCGUUCAGAAAUCCAAGAAUAUGGAAUUCAAGCUGAAUUUUACGUUUAAAAAGUUUGUAGAUUAUGCCGAAACGACAUACGAAUUUUCCUUGUUCAAUAAAAAGGUUAUGAAAGCAAAAAAUCCCCUAAAGCAGUUCAUAGAAGCCAAUUUGGACAGGAUUGUCAAGUAUAUUCUGGACAAUGUCAAUACUUUAAAUCUAAACCAGAUUUGUUCGACAAUUUUCUUGAUAAAUUCAGAGAUGGCCUAUAAGCACAAGCUUGUUAUUUUCCAUGAUAUUGUUCUGGAGCUGAGCAGCCAUUCCAAGUUGAAUUUAAUUGCCGCCGCUCUGUUUAACAAUCUCGAUCUUGAAAAUGAUGUGUUUAGCCAAGUUAUUAAAAAAAUUAUGUAUCACCAGUUAUGUAUUGAUGGAAACAUACUCAAAGAUUCGGAAGUUGCAGAGCAUCUAAAUUUGAUAAGAGAUAAUUUCAAUCUUUCUACUCCGGAAAUAAGUCUCUGGGAGAGUCUUUCGCAUUUUCUUGUUAAGCAUAGGCUAUUUGACCAAGACAGAAAAAUUAUACUCGCUGAUUCCAUUGAGAGAGGAUUUUGCCUGCGAAUGCUAUGUCACUAUAUAGACUGGGACUACACGUACAAUACCUUCAUUCUGACACAGCUCUAUCCAAAAAUUCUGUCAGAUAAGGGCGCCGUUCAUGUGUAUUACCUGGGAAUUUUGAUGAUGAAUGCAAGGCGAGUCUUUGGCUAUGACGAAAGUGUAGAGAGGCUGGAGGAAGAGCUAGUGAGCUUUUUGGAGUGGAAGGACGAGUGCUCGGUGGUAGCCUACAUGAUUCUGAAGCAAGUUCGUCAAACAGAUUCGGAAAGCUGGAUGAAUGAAAAUGAAGAAUUUCUGCAAAAUAAUGGAUACAGAAUAGAGUAUUUAAGGAGUUUUCUGCUACUGUAA
This is a messenger RNA of Vittaforma corneae ATCC 50505, 1287 nucleotides long. RefSeq lists its product as uncharacterized. NCBI's taxonomy places the organism in Eukaryota, Fungi, Microsporidia, Nosematidae. The transcript has a single exon. Bases 1 to 1287 code for a protein of 428 amino acids. The record is from RefSeq and is a predicted model, not a curated record.